CAGCGGAGCUCCCGCCAUAGCUUUAAUGCCUCAGUACUGCUAGUUACAUACAUGUUCAAAACCUGAUGGACAUGGGUCCAAUGACCGCUGGUCAUGAUCUAUGAUCGAAUGUUAGAGCGACAGAAUGAAGUAUGUAGUCAUUAGACCGGUGUACAAUUCCCUCGCCCAUAAAAACAUAUAAAGGCAACUAAAUGGUUCUCGAGUAUGUAACAGAGACAAACAGGAAGUCUGUCAAUCACUUUAAUCUCUGCUAUGCGGGUUUUAAACACUCUCAUUGCUAUGACGGCCGUCAGCGGCAUAGUCGUCGCCGCUCCCCGCGAACCCGUUCCUCCCGCCGGGCCCCACGACUUAUGGGCGGAGGGCGCCGACUACUUGGCAGACUCCAUGGAGUCAUGGGAAAGCGCCUCCAGAUCAUGGAACCAAGUCGCCGGCCAAUGGGCGCACGGAGUAUACCAAGAUUUCAGACAAUAUCUUCGCAACAUUGCCCAUCGCCCCAAACGCAUGGCGUUGGCACUCUACGAUGCAUUCGCUGCAGAAGACAGCACCGCUCUCUGGAGGGAAUUCACACACGUAUUUGACCACUGGAGGCUACCCCGACAUCUACAAGAUGGAUACGUUCGAUGCGAGAAGCAAAGACUUGAUGAAUUCCAGAUCAUGAACGCUGUCAAUAGGACACUCAAGUGGGCAGCAUUGUUUGGACAUAAUGGGACAGAAUUCAAACGCAGAGUGGAUUUCCGUUAUGCCGAAGCUAAAGCAUUUGCCUGUGACUAUGGCUGUGGACAGACCAUCCAUCCCGAGGACCUUGUACUCAUGAUGGCCGCAGUGAAGUACAAGUGCGGGAACAAUGCGGGUUAUUUCGCCAUGGAGCCAUGGAAGGCAUCCUACGGUUAUACAACUUGGGACAACGACAAUUUUUGCUGGAGAAGGCGGCGGGAGCCAUCUAAGAGGUUGAAGUGUAAACAUUAUUGAGUUUGUGUAAGUUCCACAGCAGAUCCCUUGGGUACUGCUCCUCGAGUCUGAAUAGGGCAGAUCUUGAGUGAAAACAGUGUGUACAAGAGUGUUCUAUCAUCCUUUGUGUGUCCACCGACUGUUUUUCCUGUAUAUAGCAAUACAUAAUUUACCUUAUAAACAGGAUGUCCAUAAAGGGCACUACCACUUACAACAUCU
This is a messenger RNA of Pseudovirgaria hyperparasitica, 1167 nucleotides long. RefSeq lists its product as uncharacterized. The record is from RefSeq and is a predicted model, not a curated record. The coding region runs from base 253 to 969 and encodes 238 amino acids. Lineage: Eukaryota; Fungi; Ascomycota; Dothideomycetes; Acrospermales; Acrospermaceae. The transcript has a single exon.